Fusarium mangiferae is the source of this 3234-nucleotide messenger RNA. RefSeq lists its product as uncharacterized. Gene Ontology annotation, molecular function: protein binding; metal ion transmembrane transporter activity; transcription cis-regulatory region binding. Gene Ontology annotation, biological process: positive regulation of transcription by RNA polymerase II; transmembrane transport; metal ion transport. Gene Ontology annotation, cellular component: nucleus; membrane. Bases 1 to 3234 code for a protein of 1077 amino acids. The transcript has 9 exons. Lineage: Eukaryota; Fungi; Ascomycota; Sordariomycetes; Hypocreales; Nectriaceae. The record is from RefSeq and is a predicted model, not a curated record.
AUGUCCGAAGACUUUUUGAAGAUCUCACAUAUAAGCCGGAGGCGCAUGGUUCAUCAGGCAACCUGGCCACAGCUUCCUCGCCAAGCAAGGUGGAGGAGGCAGGUGUUUUUUUUUCAUAGCCCUAAAACCAAACUUCAGGAAGCAGUUGAGACCGAUGUUAUGGAGCACAUGUUCUCAGGUCGCCGUGAGACAUUUGAAAACGGGGUACGAGACCCCCUUAAAGCCAUUGCAGAUGGUUUGGCAAACUCAAGUCGGAGUUUAACCAGAAAAGAAAGGGUGCAAACACAUCAAUCGAGUAGCGUACGAUUUUCGCUCUUAUGGAUGGUCAUCCAUCAAGGCCACAAGUCGGAUGCGGAGUACCUGCUCAGUGAGCACAAUCAAAAACUGCAUACCAGGAAUGAUUGGCUGCAAAGAACAGUUCUCCAUCAGGCCGUAUCAGACAAAGACUCGGAUCUGAUACGCGAUAUCUUCGAAAGGAGCUCCUCCACAUCACCGCAUACAUACAUCGAUGUCGGAGAUUUUGCAUCCAGGACAGCAUUACAUAUUUUGGUUGUCGAUUCAGUUUUCGGCAAUCCAAAGCCUGAAACCCUACAAAAGACUUUCGUUAUUUUCGAUUCACUAUCUCUACAUGGCGCCAAUCUAAAUGCCUUAGAUGCGGACUUCAGGACACCCCUUCACUUGCUGUUAUCAUUAACCCUUUUGUGGAAAGACUGGGACCCCGAGUAUCCUUCCCGUACUCUUCUGGAUCCCUUUUUUCUGUUGGAUAGAUUCCUACAGGCUGGAGCAGAAGUAAACACCAAAGACAUCGAAGGAAAAUCACCUCUUCACAUCGCUUGUGAAUUAGGAGAUCUAGAGGCAAUCAAGAAGUUGAUCCGCAAGGGUGCCGAUCUAGAAAGUCUAAAUCAUGAUUGGAAGACCCCUAGACUGGUUUUCUCAGACUAUCAUGGGCGAGACGAAGGCUUCUGGAAGGAUAUGGCUAGACUGUCUCGUGAACAGCUGAAGACCGCCUCAGAUCCAUCUGCCUCAUCGCAGAGACCUUCAUGGAGACACAACAGAAUUUCCAAUGUAGCAAAGACUGUAUGCAAAAAGUCCGCUAUCUAUUGUCGCUACCAAUGGAAUGAUCUCGCUACCGAGAGCAGGGAUCCGUUACAUUGGACUGCAACAGAUAAGUAUGUAUCCCAUGUAUUUGAUCCAAAGUAUCGGUCAGAAGACACCACGUUUCUGGGUGAGUGCGACAAGGAAUGCCAACGCGCCUGGAAUGAUUCUCUCGAACCGUUUCGAGGAAAGCGUGACGAAGAUGAUCAUGAGCACAAACCCCCAGCUGGAAAAGCAGCAGCUGUUGAUAGCAGCGUCACAUGGGCUAACUACACAUGGAGAUGGGUCAACUUCCCUGCAAAUAAUGUGAGAUACUGCCACAUGGAUAUUCUAUCUGAGGGCACUCGGCUAACGUCUUUCUUCUUACAGAUUACAUGGAUUAGGGACAAUUCGAAAACGAGCACCAGUGCCUGGCACUUUUUUGACGAUAAGAUGAAGGUCCACGACAUGAGAAACAAUGGCUUUCCUAUAAGGGUACCCCAUGCUUCUGUGAGUCACGAUUCCAUGUCAGGGACUUGGAAUAUCGAAGCUUCCUCGUUUCGAAUGAUAUGGUUCAGAGCACUACUAAGAAGGCAACAGAUGACCCAACUAGCCCCCAACCCGUCUAAGAAUGAUCGUAUCGAGAACAACCAAAUCGUAUCAGUAGUAUCUCUUGCGAUUCCAUUUCUAGAUAUUGAGGUUGAAAGCCCAUAUCGUUCUAUAGCAACGCAGAUUGAAGAAGCCUACUCACCUUUCACUGGGUUUGAUGGAGUGCAGAUGUCGCAAACCCUGGACCAGACCGCAAUCAACGCCGAGAGUCGGUCGAAAUUGCGGAAAAGGGAGAACCAAGUCAUUUACAGGUGGUCGCAAAGCAAGAGCUCUGAACAAGAAAAGCAACUUCCACUAGAUUUAACCGUUCGAAAUCCAAAUUCCAAACUCGCAUCUUUCCUCCGAAAUAUGAGAGAAAAGAUCGAGAACUAUGACAAAAAAGAAUCGAAAGGCUCAUCUUCAGGCCGCGUGGGGCGAGGCGGUCGUGGCGAAAGGGCUGGCAUUUCACCUGAGAUACAGAGUAUCCGCAAGGAUCGCCGCCCAAAAUGGCUGAUGGUUCGGCAGCUUUGGCUCUGGAAACUAAACGACGGCACCAUUCUUUCAUCAAUACCUUUACGCACAAAUGUAUGCAUGGCAAAUGACUUACUUCAAACCAUUCAACAGAGCCGCCUUGAUAAGAUUUCUGGAGUCGACGAUCUUGUGAAGCACAUUCUGGAGGAAACAAUCAACUUCCCAGAUAAGUACUUGCGGGCCGGGCUCGGUGAGCAUAAACUUGACGUAUUCAAAAGUGAGAUCGCCUCUGAGGCAGACAAAGAAGCCACUUUCUUUAACAACUUCGCCCAAAAUGACUGGGAUUCUAAACACGCUAACAGCGCGAUCGACUGCACCUGGCGUGUGAAGGAUAUUCUAGACGAGCUGCGCCUCAUCAAGAAUGUCUUUUUGAGCCAGUUGGAGGUUGUCAAUCAAUUUUCCACGGUUCUUAACUUACAGCAAGCAGAUAGGCCCGAAGAUAUUGCUUACAUUACUACUCUCACGUCAAAAGUGCAAAACAUGAUAGAUCACAUCACUCGUAUGGAGAAAGACGCAGAGAAGACAAUUGAAAGUGCAAUGCUAUCCCAGGCGUCGUUGAAAGAGGCAGAGGAGGCACGUCUGAUGAACAUUCUCCUCUUGCCAUUCACUCUCGUUACUGUUAUCUUUACUCCUCUAUCGUUCAUGACAAGUCUUUUUGCUGUCAACUCGGAUGGCUUCCCGCAUAACGAGGACGGCGAGAUUCGCAUACCAUCAGAUUGGUUCUGGCAGAAGAUGGAUUGUGACUAUGACACCACUUGUGAUCUUGGUACUGAUCCUGUAUUUUUCGGGAAGGGGUUCUGGAAACAGGUCUUGAGAAUCAUUAGUCGAGUUGGUAGCAGUCUAACAUCGCUCGCCAGGCUUAUUAUCGUUAGCGUCGUUGAGGGACCUUUUAUGGUCGAUAUUGAAGGAUAUGCAUCGGAAGUCUCGAGUGAUCAAAUUGAAAGGAUAACUUGGUUCAUAACUACCGGUAAUCAUAUUAUUUAUCUAUAUUUAAAUUGGAGUUUUAGAAUUCGUAAAAUGCCCUGUCUAUCAUGUCAAUAA